Messenger RNA from Balaenoptera acutorostrata (minke whale), 4598 nucleotides. RefSeq names its product ATP-dependent RNA helicase DDX24-like. NCBI's taxonomy places the organism in Eukaryota, Metazoa, Chordata, Mammalia, Artiodactyla, Balaenopteridae. Gene Ontology annotation, cellular component: nucleolus. Gene Ontology annotation, molecular function: ATP binding; nucleic acid binding; RNA helicase activity. The record is from RefSeq and is a predicted model, not a curated record.
GCAGCCGAGGAGGGCUGGUGCAGCAGUGUCUGAGGUGGUUGGUCGGCGUCCCUCUACGGAUCUAUUUUUCUCGGCCUUUCUGAAAGGGGAGAACGUGGCUCGAGUUCCAGUCUGACGACUUGUGCAUAGAUCACUUGUUUUUAAAUCACUUAAAAGUAACCAUGAAGCUAAAAGAGAAAAAAUCAAGGCCAGAGCCACCAAACUAUGGCAGAAUUCAGAGGAAGGGCAUCAGAGUUGUGGGAAAAUGGAAGCAGGUGAAGAUUGACCCAAAUAUGUUUGCAAACGGACAGAUGGAUGACUUGGUGUGCUUUGAGGAACUGACGGAUUAUCAGUUGGUCUCCUCUGGGGAGGGUUCCUCCAGUCUCUUCUCAAAGGAGGAGCCCAAGAAGAGAAAGUCACAAGCUGUUUCAGAAGGAGAGGAGGAAGGAGAGUCUACCUCCUCAAAGAAGAAGAUGAAGUUGAAGAAGAGUAGAGCUGUGGAAACUGAAGGAAGCAGUGCCCAGAAAGUGUUUGAGGGCAAAGAUACUGAGCCAGGGCCCCAGGGAGAUGGCACAGUUUGUCCUGAUCCAGAGGUAGGGGAGAUGGCAUCAGAAAGCCCGGCCCAGACGGUUCCAAAAAAGAAGAACAAGAAAGGGAAAAAAAAAUCAGAGCCUCCCCAGGGUACUACUCCAAAGGUGCCCAAAAGAGCAAAGACGUGGAUGCCUGAAAUGCGUGAUCGCAAGGCAGAUGUAUCAGCUUGGAAGGAUCUGUUUGUACCCAAGCCAGUUCUCCGAGCGCUCAGCUUGCUAGGCUUCUCUGCGCCCACACCAGUCCAAGCUCUGACCUUGGCACCUGCCAUUCGUGACAAACUGGACAUCCUUGGGGCUGCUGAGACAGGAAGUGGGAAAACUCUUGCCUUUGCCAUUCCAGUGAUACAUGCGGUGCUGCAGUGGCAGGUGAAGAAGAAGCCUAUCCCAGCUCUAAGUAACACAGGAGCACCACUUGGGAAGACCAGUAAUGAGGCUGGAGUUGAGACAGGAUCACCAGGCAGGGCUGGAACUGAGUCUGGAGCUUUGCCGCUGAGAUUGGAAGCACUGCCCAGGGAGGCUGGAGCGAAGGCUAGAGCACCACGCAGCCAGGCAAGAGCCAAGAUUGGAGCUACAGUCUCAAACCAGGUGCUGCCCUAUGAUGAUGAUGAUGCCGGUGAAGGACCUUCUUCCCUGAUCAGGGAGAUGCCCAUUCCCAAACAGGAUGAAAACAAGGAGGAAAAGCUUGAUAAAGAGCAGACUAGAAAGUUAAAACAAGAAUUGGGUGGCAGAAUUGCACAUCCAAGGCGUCCUCCGCUUGGACUGGUUCUGGCUCCCACUCGAGAGCUAGCCGUUCAAGUCAAACAACACAUUGAUGCUGUGGCCAAGUUUACAGGCAUUAAAACUGCUAUUUUGGUUGGUGGAAUGUCCACACAGAAACAGCAGAGGAUGCUGAACCGUCAGCCUGAGAUUGAGAUUGCCACUCCAGGCCGGCUGUGGGAGCUAGUUAAAGAAAAGCACCCUCAUUUGAGCAACCUUCGGCAGCUCAGGUGCCUGGUGGUCGAUGAGGCUGACCGCAUGGUUGAGAAAGGCCACUUUGCUGAGCUCUCAAAGCUGCUAGAGAUGCUCAGUGAUUCCCAGUACAACCCAAAGAGACAGACACUUGUUUUUUCGGCCACGCUGACCCUGGUACAUCAAGCUCCUGCUCGAAUCCUUCACAAGAAGCACGCUAAGAAAAUUGACAAAACUGCCAAACUUGACCUCCUCAUGCAGAAGAUUGGCAUGAGGGGCAAGCCCAAGGUCAUCGACCUUACAAGAAAGGAGGCCACAGUAGAGACACUUACAGAGACCAAGAUCCAUUGUGAGACUGAUGAGAAAGACUUAUAUCUGUACUACUUCCUGAUGCAGUAUGCAGGCCGCACCUUAGUGUUUGCCAACAGUAUCUCCUGCAUCAAACGCCUCUCUGGGCUCCUCAAAGUCCUGGAUAUCAUGCCACUGACCCUACAUGCCUGCAUGCACCAGAAGCAGAGGCUCAGAAACCUGGAGCAGUUUGCCCAUCUGGAGGAGUAAGUCAGGCCUGUGCACAGAUUAGCCAUUGGGUCUAGGUCACCAGGAUGGUGGGAAGCUACCUUCUCUCGUGGGAGCCUUAUCGGUAGAAGGUAGCCUUUUUUUUUUGCACAGCGUGAGGCAGGCUUACUCUCAUCUAGUACAUUUGGUUGCUGGGAAUGCCCAACAGAAACUUCUUUAAUAAUGAGUAAUGGUGACAAUAAUACCUAUUAUUAUUGAACACUUAACAACAGAUUAAGUAUUGUGCUUGCAUUUUAGAUACAUUAUUACAUUCAUUCACUUGUAACAUCCUUGAGAAGAAGAAUAGAGUCAUGGUUCAGAGCACAGACUGGAAGCGGACUGCUUGAGAUCAAAUCCUGGCUGUGUCACUUCUAGCUGGUCAGAUUACUUUGUGUUUCAGUUUUCUCAUAAUCAGUAUAAUAAUAGAAGUUAUGGCAGAGGGUUGCUCUGAGGAGUAAGUGAAUUUAUGCAUUUGAAGUGUUCGGAACAGUGCUUGGCACAUGGUAUGAGCUUGCUAAAUGUUAGCUUUAAUACUUACCACUUGUCAUUAUUCUUAUUUUAUAGAUUAAAAAAAGUAAGGUUUAGAAAAGCACUUAAGCUUGCCCAAGGUUUCUCAGCUUGGAAGUGGUAGAGCUGGGCCUCAGACCAGCCUGUCAGACUGCAGAGCUCACGCUGUCGUGUCCAUCUGCUCUUGGGCCAGAGUGAUGGUCAGGCAGGCAGCACGGGGCAGAUUGUCAAAAUGAGGGCCUGGGAAGCUGGGCUUUAAAUUGGCUUCUGCCCACAUUGUUUUGUAAGGUUACCGGUUACAGAUUAAUUUCAAGAACAAGUGGUUCACUUCCCUCUGAAUGUUAGUAAGUAGAGUUAGUGGUUCAUUGGAUCAGGAGUUGGCAAACUAUAGCCCAUGGGCCAGAUCUGGCUUGUUGCCUGUUUUUAUAAGUAAAGUUUUAUCGGAACACAGCGAGGCCUAUUUAUGUAUCGUCUAUAGCUGUUUUUGUGCUAUAAUGGCAGAGUUGAGUAGUUUCAACAGACGUCACCCAUGAAGCCAAAAAUAGUUUACCCUCUGGCCCUUGACAGAAAAAGUUUGCUGACCUUGACUUAGAGCGGUGGUUUAAUAUUUUACAAACUUUAGUUUGCAUCAUAUUCCGCAGCCCUAUCUCAGAGAUACAGGAAGUGGGGACCCUGAAGGGCCUAAAAUCUUAAGUUUUUAAGACAUACCUCAGGUGCUUUUGACUCCCCUCAAACUACACAUACAUUAAGAAACAUCACCCACUACAUAUUAUUGAGUGCUUGCUGGGAACCUGGCACUGUUCUAGGGGCUGGUAAUAGAAUAGUGAGUAGUGCAAAGUCCCUGCUGUCAUGGAGUUUACAUCCCAGGGGAGGGAGGUAAUAAACUGAAAAGUAAGUAUGCAGUUCGUCAAGUGGUGCUAAGUGCUAAGAAGUAAAGUUAUAUAGGGAGUUGUGCAGACUGUGGGUAUGUGGUCUGGGAGGCUUUUCUCAUAAGGUGAGAUUUGAGCAGAGAGUGGAAGAAAGUAAGGAAAUGUGAAUAUCUGAGGAAGACCUUUAUGGCCUAAGGUGCACUAAGUGCACAGGCUGGGAGGCAAGAGCAGGUUUUAUUUAUAGCAGCCAUUAUUUUCCCCUUCAUUCCUGAAGAAAAUUUUCAUGAACUCCGGGUUGAGACUUCCCUUCUUUCAGCACUUGAAAAAUGUGUCACUUCCUUCUGACCUCCACGAUUUCAGAUGAGAAAUCUGAUGUCAUGCAAAUUGCUGUAGGCAAGCUGUUUCUAGCUGAUUUUAAGAUUUUUUUUUUUUGUCUUCAGUUUUCAGAAGUUAGACUAUGAUGUGUUUUGGCAUGGAUUUCUUUGGGUUUAUUCUGUUUGAGGUUCACUCAGCUUCUAGAAUCCGUAGGUUGGUACCUUUUGCCAAAUUUGGGGAAUUUUCAGCUAUUAUUUCUUUAAAUACUUUUUCAGCUAUACCCUCUUUCUCAUCUUCUGGAACUCCCAUGGCACAAACGUUAGAUCUUCCCCACAGGUCUCAGGCUCUGUUAAUUUUUUCCAGUCUAAUUCUCUUUGUUGCUCAGAAUGGGUAAUAUCUACUGUUCUGUCUUCGAGGUCACACUGAUUCUUUUCUAUGUCCUUCCAUCCACCUGUUGGGUCUGUCCACUGAGUUUCAAAAUUUCAGUUAUUGUUAUUUUUCAGUUCUAAAAUUUCUAUUUGGUUCUUCUUUAUAUCUUCUCUCUCUUUCCUAAGGCUUUCUAUUUUUUUCAUUUGUUUCAAGCACGUUCAUUACUGCUUACUGUAGCAUUUUAUGAUGGUUGCUAAUUUAAAAUCCUUGCCAGAUAAUUCUAACAUCAGUGUCAUUUUGGGGAUGGUGUCUACUGAUUGUCUUCUCUCAUUCAAGUUGAAAUUUUCCAGGCUCUUGAUAUGACAAGUGAUUUUUAAGUGAAUCCUGGAUAUUUUGGGUAUUAUCUUAUACGAAUGUGAAUCUUAUUUUUUUAUUUAAUAAAUAAAUAAAUUUAUUUAUUUAUUUA